Punica granatum (pomegranate) is the source of this 2221-nucleotide messenger RNA. Lineage: Eukaryota; Viridiplantae; Streptophyta; Magnoliopsida; Myrtales; Lythraceae. The record is from RefSeq and is a predicted model, not a curated record.
CUCCCCAUCCUUUCACUUCCGCAUCCUCACACCUCUCGCCGUUUAGAAAAACCUAAGCCUUCCUUCUCCGAUCCUUCCUUCGCCGGUUAACCUCGCAUCGGAUUCCGUCGCUCUCAGCUGGGCAUCGCCAUGGGCUCCAAGCCGAAGAUCGAUCCUCACGAUGAUGGCGCCAGCCCCGGGAAGAUCUUCAUCGGUGGACUGGCUAAGGACACGACAUAUGCUGAAUUCAAUAAGCACUUCGAAAAGUAUGGGGAGAUAACAGACUCUGUGAUUAUGAAAGAUCGGCACACAAGUCAGCCCAGGGGCUUUGGGUUUAUAACAUUUGCAGAUCCCUCAGUUGUUGACAAGGUUAUUGAGGAUACUCACAUCAUUAAUGGAAAGCAGGUUGAGAUCAAAAGGACUAUUCCUAAAGGUUCAGGACAAUCCAAGGAUAUUAGAACAAAGAAGAUAUUUGUUGGUGGCAUACCAUCAAUGGUAACUGAAGAUGAGCUAAUGGAAUUUUUCUCAAAGCAUGGAAAAGUGGUGGAACACCAAAUAAUCCGUGAUCAUGUUACCAACCGUUCUCGAGGUUUUGGAUUUAUUAUCUAUGAUAAUGAAGAAGUUGUGGAUGAACUGUUAUCUAAGGGAAACAUGAUUGACAUGGCUGGUUCUACGGUGGAGAUCAAGAAAGCUGAACCAAAGAAACCUUCGCAUCCCCCACCUGGUCCUGCAUACAGUAGCCAUUCUAGGGGCCGCAGUUUCAGUGAUAGCUAUGCCGGUUUUGGUCCUUAUGAUAGCUUCGAUGGAGGGUAUGGACCUGGUCCUUUUAGGUCUCAGGGAGGCUUUGGUGGUAGGCAUGCUGGUGGAUAUGGUUAUGGCAUAGGAGAGUAUGCUGGUGGUUAUGGAUUAGGGGGUUACAGAGGUCAGUCUUCCCUUGGUUAUUCUAGUCGUUUUGGGCCUUAUGGUGGCGGGUUUGGUGGGAGUUAUAGCAGCGGUGGUCUAGGUGGUUAUGGUCGAGGAGGUGAAGGCUAUGGUAGCUAUGGAGGCCCAGGCUAUGAUGGCGGCUAUGAUUCUGGGCCAGGACCUAGUUAUGGUGGGCCUGGUGGGAUGUAUGGAAGAGGUGGCUAUAGCGGUAGUGGUCGAUACCACCCUUAUGCAAGGUAGAGAUACCCAGGCAGUUUGAUGAUGCAGUUGCUUUAGUUUUUCCAUAGAAGUUCAGUACAAGACCCGUAGAUGUGCGUCUCCUCUACAGUCACUCUGAUAGGCUCUUCUGCAAGUACUAGAAGUCUCCGAUCUAUUGCCAGUCAGGAAGAGGCUUUUGACAAUCUACUAAGUGUUGGAGUAGACUUCAAAUUUACUUGCUGGAUUAGAUAGAUGAAUAUUAUAGAUUGCUCUGUUUUGGUAUCAGGGUUCCUUUCUUUAGCUUACUUUGAACUUUAGUUUGCUAUGAAGACUUAAUAUUAUGCUACUCUGUUAUCUAGUUUGAUUUAGAUAGGCCAUGAUAGUCUUUUUUAGCCUUUUACAACUAUAUUUUCUUAGCAUGUGAAGCCAUGUCAUACUAGGAAGCUCAUCUCCAAAUCCCUUACAAAAAUUUAGAAAAUUCAUGAAAAGUGCUCUGCCUUUGGGCUUACAUUGGGCUAAAGUACGAACGUGAUGGAACGUAAUCCCCCUAUGGAGCUGCCUCAUUUUGCAUGAUUUUUCGUUUCAUUUCUACUAAUUAUAAGGAACUUGUCUAGUUUUCUUGGUUGCCUGAUGGUUUAUUGUGCAGUCACAGUGGCCACUAAACUGGUUGGCUUGGAUCAGUUCAUCAUGCUCUAAUUCUUCAUUGUGCAUAAUUAGAGAAAAUUUUAUCGACGCUCUAAUUUGCAUAGUGGUACAUAAUUAGGGAAAGUUUAUCGGGACUUGCAGAAAGUUUUCUUUCGGGGGUUCUCUAUGUGUAGUGGGCGGGGACCUUUUCUUAUUUGUAUUGUAACGAUACGCUAAAUUGUACUGAUGUUUAAGCUGGAGAUCUGCGUUAGGGAUUGUGUAGUUUUAUGAGAAGAUAGAUAAUGAGUGUAGUAGUAGGUAUUACUAUUUGGAGUAGCCCUUUUCAGGUAAUCUGAUGUAACGUGAGAUUUGUGUCUCUCUUCUUGGAGUCUCUAGGUAUCUGCCGAGGCUCGAGAUUUUGUUAGUUUCUCCUCUCUGUUUACAAAGUUGUAAAGUUCCUCUGAUCAACCGCUCUUGUAUAAAACAACGAGUUUAA